Molecule: messenger RNA, 3273 nt
Organism: Rasamsonia emersonii CBS 393.64
Lineage: Eukaryota; Fungi; Ascomycota; Eurotiomycetes; Eurotiales; Trichocomaceae
Product: Phosphoethanolamine N-methyltransferase
Exons: 3
Biological process (GO): GPI anchor biosynthetic process
Cellular component (GO): endoplasmic reticulum membrane
Molecular function (GO): mannose-ethanolamine phosphotransferase activity
Source: RefSeq, a predicted model, not a curated record
GGGCCGCCGCGGUCAACGUCAUCCGAAUCCAGCGAGAUAAAAUCACAAUGGUCGAAAGCGCAGAGUACGGCUGAAGCUCAUAAACAUGUGGGGAAAGCAAACCAGGACCCCGUAAGGGCUGAAAAGGCCAAGAAGGAGGAGAUAUUGCAAGAAAAGGAGAGAGACUUUAAAGUGAAACACAUCGGUCUGGUGGGAGUGCUGUUGUGGAUAUCUUGUGCUAAUAUCCGUGCUCGUUCGUCUGAUAGCAUCUUGCAUCUCGUCGGUAUAUACUUCUUCACCAAAGGAUUUUUAUUAACUCGACUGGUCCUCCAAGACAAGUCCAGUUGCGGGGUGCUCCCGUUUGAUGAACCUGAUGCAGCAGCAUUGAGCCCACGAUCGAAUAUUGGAAACCCAGAGAAGGGAUGUUGGCACCCGAAGACUUUCGACAAGGCCAUCUUCAUCAUAAUCGAUGCCCUUCGCUAUGACUUUGCCGUUCCUUUCCACCCGACAGUGGAAGGUGAACGGCCACAUCUCUUCCAUAAUAACAUCCCUGUCCUGUAUGAGACGGCAGUGCAGAGCCCCGAAAACGCACUCUUGCUGCCAUUUAUUGCAGAUCCUCCCACAACAACGCUGCAACGGUUGAAAGGCUUGACUACCGGCACACUGCCCACCUUUGUAGAUGCUGGCUCCAACUUCGCAGGCACAGCGAUCGAUGAGGACAAUCUAGUUGCACAGUUACAUGCAGCCGGCAAAACCUUGGUCCAUCUAGGUGACGAUACUUGGCAUUCUCUGUUUCCCGACUAUUUUCAUCCCAACCUUACCCACCCCUUCGACUCCUUCAAUGUAUGGGACCUACAUACCGUGGAUAAUGGCGUGAACGAGCACCUUUUCCCACUGCUACAUCCGGACAAUGCAACGAAAUGGGAUGUCAUAUUUGGGCACUACCUCGGUGUCGAUCAUGCCGGCCAUCGGUACGGCCCAGAUCAUGUUGCCAUGGCGGCGAAAUUGAAGCAAAUGGACCAGGUAAUACGAGAUCUCAUCAAACUGAUUGACGACAAGACGCUUCUCGUCGUUAUGGGAGACCAUGGUAUGGAUUCCAAGGGAGAUCACGGAGGCGAGUCGGAUGACGAAGUUGAGGCCGCGUUGUGGAUGUACUCCAAGAAGGGCGUUUUCGGUCGCACGAAUCCCGAUUUCAUCCAUCCCCCGAAGAACGCAAAGGAACGUCCUAUUCCGCAGAUUGACAUUGUUCCCACCUUGUCUCUGCUGCUGGGCAUGCCGAUACCGUUUAAUAACCUGGGUUCACCAAUCGAGGAGGCAUUUGCCGGACGCGCAGGCUCUGAUUUCAAGAAUCUGGCGACUGUCAAUCGCCUGACAUCAGCCCAGAUCAAGAGAUACCAACAUCGAUAUGCGAUCGCUCGGGGUGUUGAUGACAGCCAGACUUCAGGGCCACUUUCUCUAUGGUCGCAAGCGGAGAACGAGUGGAACAAACUGGCGAAGUCGGGAUAUUCAAACUCUGAUAAACUACGGUCGGUCUACAAUGCGUACCGAGAAUACCAACGUGAUACUCUGAGCGUGUGUCGCGGCCUGUGGGCGAGGUUCGAUGUACCCAGCAUGAUUCAGGGAAUUGCGAUCCUUUUCGGAGGAAUAGUGUUGUUGAUCCUCUACGCCAGAGGGUUACGGGCUGACCGGACGAACUUCAAUUCCUUUUUACUUCCGAGAAUCGGGCUGGGAGCUGGUCUGGGUACCGGUGCUGGUCUUCUCUGGAAGUAUGCUGGGCCGGAGGAUUCACUUAUUUUCGAGAAUGUCCUGCUAGGCGCCGCCGUAGGCAGCAUGCUAGGUGCCGUAUCAACCGUGUUCUGGAUCCCUUCAGGGUUCAAGUCGCCAUUUCCGAAUUCCCUCUGGGGCUGGCUUGCCGUUAUUUUCACAGUUUCUCAGUCCAUCGGAUUCGCAUCAAAUUCGUAUACCAUAUGGGAGGACCAGAUCCUGCUGUUCUUCCUCACUACCUUCGGGGUUCUUGCAGGCAUCUCCUCGAUGCGUCAGAAGUCGACAUCCGACCGGGUUCUGGGAGUAUAUCAUUCCAUACUCUUCGUCAUUCUUGGAAGAUUGGCGUCAUUCUCUCGCCUGUGUCGCGAGGAACAGAUGCCUUACUGUCGCUCUACCUACUAUGCUUCCAGCACAUCCUCAACUUCAGCCCCGUGGCAACUCGUCAUUCCGUUCUUGGUUUCACUUUUCCUGCCAGCCGUCAUACGGUCCUUUUAUGCCGGAUCAAAGUCCUACGAGGGAUCUGCGACAUUAUGGAUCGGGUUUGCUCUGCGUGUCGGACUGUUCAUGACCGCGAUCUAUUGGACGCUAAAUGCAGCGGACGACGGAGAGUGGUUUACUUUGGGUAAAGGUACUCUGAAAUCAAUACGAGUUAUUAUAGCUCAACUGGUGCUUGCGAUCGCUUUCGCUGCGGGAACGACCACGUUCGUCUGGGCGAAGCCCUGCGUGAGUAUCAAUGUGACACCAGGGGGAGUCUCUCCCGACGGCGAGAAAUCGGGACAACAGCCGGGGAGGACGACGGUGACGAUUCUGGGAUUCGCCAAUGUCCAUGGAACGCGUUUCUUCCUGCUGGUCAUCAACUUCUGUCUCGCUAUUACCCUGGUGCAGAAGCCCAUGGGACAAGGCGCGAUUGCAGUGCAGCUGUGGCAGAUUCUCUCGCUGCUCGAGAUUCUCGACACGAACGGGCUCUCAACCAGUAACUCGGCGAUUGGGCCCAUCGUUCUGGGCCUGCUCGGGUCAUUCCACUUUUUCAAGACCGGCCACCAGGCCACGCUGAGCAGCAUCCAGUGGGACAGUGCUUUUGUCGCCCUUUCAACGGUACAGUAUCCGUGGUCGCCUCUUCUUGUCCUGCUCAACAGCUACGGUGCACAGAUCCUUGCCGCCGUGGCAGUGCCCCUCACGGUCCUGUGGAAACGGCCCAUUGACACCGAAGGCCGCAUCCCGAUGCAGUUGGUCUCUACUACACAGUCGUCGUCGACGUCGUCGUCGUCGUCCAACAGCCCCAUGCUACGUCUGCUUUCGGACGUGGUCCAGACAGCGUCAACGCACUUGUUGUACUACGCGACCAUCAACCUCGCGACCACCAUGUGGGCUGGCCAUCUGCGGCGGCACCUGAUGCUCUAUCGUAUUUUCAGCCCUCGCUUCAUGAUGGGAGCCACUGUUUUGGGAGUCGUGGACCUGGUUGUCACGCUCAUUGCCGUUGGCGCAGUGCGGUGCAACACGGUGAGCGUGGCGGAAGUUUUUGGGUGGUAG